CAAAAACCAAAUAAAGAAGACAUUUUUACACACUCUCUGUGGAAUCUCUUCAAGCUUAAGUCACUAGGGUUCUUUUCUGGGGGAGAGUCUCCAUGAGUCUCUGGAACCUAUCUUGCCUCCUAAUGUUCUUCUUGGGAUGUUGCAGUAUGAACCAAGGAAGCUGAGUCUCUCACGGUUUUCUCAGUACUUGUUGUGGUGUCUGAACUCUGGGAAUGAUAUGAGCAUGAGAGUUUCCACUUGUUUAAAGCUGUGUUGAUAAAGUAACUCAUUGCUAAUGGGAUCGUUUGCGGGUGCUUGUGAAAUUGUUGAGGAGAAAGAUGUGGUGAGGUUGGCUAAACAUUCUAGUAGAUACUGUAAACCAGCAUUGGGAUCAUCAAGCAAAGAUAUGGAGCGUCCUGUAGGUUCUAUGGAGUAUGACAUUGAUCAGCUUUUCCAGUCUAUAUCUAUAAAACAAUCACCUGGAAGAGUGAUGGGAUCUUCUUCUUUCCAUCAUCUUGAGACUAGUGCAAGCGCUGGUACGAGUAGGAGCACAAGCCCUUCGAAGAAAAGUGCUAUGAAAAAGCCAUUUCCUAUGGGAGUCACCCCUAGAUCACCAAGAGUUGGUCCUUCUGAUUCAGUUUCAUUGAAGCAGGCUCUUAGAGAUCUUUGCAUCUCAAAGGCAUCAGAAAUGGCUGCUCAGAAACGGUUGUCAAAAUCUGCUGCUGCUUCUCCGAGGGUGUCUGAAGCAGACAGGAUAAAGAGUCUUUAUAGACAAGUUUUGAAUGAAUCUGCAGGCAGGUCUGGCCUUCCUGUGGACAAGGGUAAGAGCUUGGUUGAAGUAUCUUUGACGCCUGUAGACGAUAUACCCAGCUCUUCCAAGAGUGUGCCUGAUGUCCUUGAGACAAAGCCUUCUAAAUUCUUGUCUGAACCAUCUCAAUCUGGAAAUAGAUCAGGAUUGCAGUCACUGAGAGAGACUGUGUUGUUGUAUAAAUCCAACAAUUCUGGAUCUUCACUCAGUUUUGGUAGUGGAGAUUUUGAGAUAGACUUUGAAGAAAAUGCCACAUCUCCUCCUCAUAUGGUCAUUGAAGAUGGUGUGGUAGAAAUAGACAAACAUGUUACCUCGGUGCCUUCAUGUUCUGGCAGCAAAGUUGAUGCUGAAAAGGAGCUAGAGAAGAGCAUCUACUUAUCAGCUAGAGUGCAAAGUGAGCCAAAAGCUGUGAAAUCAGGGCUAGAAGGAAAGCUGGAUAAUGUACCUAGUUCAGGAACAGAGAACAUCAAACUGGUAAACAAGGUAAAAAGAAACAUCCCACGUCCCAAACCGCGGCCAAAAAGAAAGAUUUUGGUUAAGAAGAAGUUAAGAGUCGUUGUAGCUUCUGCUACAAAAAUGGUUGAGGAAACUGAUACUUCCUUAGAGCCUAGUGCAAGCCAAACUCUGUGCCAGAAAUGCCACUGUUCGUUAAAGAGCAUCACCACUGAAAACCAUCCGCCAACAAACGGUCUGAGAUCUUUAUCAGAAAAUGUCAGUAAUAAAGAGACCAGCAAGGAGUCCUCCAAUUCUUGUGAGGUUAAUGAUAGCAGAGAAGCUAACAUUGUCAUGCAAGAACAUGCCAUUCAAACCAAUUACAGUGAAGAAGGUGAUGUGAAUGAACAAAGAAGAGAGAAUCCAACUUCCAGCGACAAGAUUAUAUUCUCUUUGAGCUCAAAGGAUAGCAUAAGAAACUACAGCAGUAGCACAAGCAUGAGUGAGGAGAGCAAUCUUAGCAGGUUUAGCUGUGGCAAUAAACCUCACAUGUCUAUGGAUGUGAGAUGGGAAGCAAUUAAGCACGUCAAGUUGCAGUGUGGCCCUUUAGGACUCCGACAUUUCAACCUUUUGAAGAAGCUUGGUUGUGGAGAUAUAGGAACAGUUUAUCUCGCUGAGCUGGUUGGUACUAAUUGCCUGUUUGCCAUAAAGGUCAUGGACAACGAGUUUUUGGCCAGAAGGAAAAAGACGCCGAGGGCACAGGCGGAACGUGCAAUACUUAAAAUGUUGGACCAUCCUUUUCUGCCUACCUUGUAUGCGCAGUUCAUUUCAGAUAACUUAUCAUGUUUGGUAAUGGAGUAUUGUCCCGGUGGUGAUCUUCAUGUCCUGAGGCAGAAGCAGCUUAAUAGGUGCUUCUCGGAACCAGCAGCUAGGUUCUAUGUAGCAGAAGUCCUCCUUGCGCUCGAGUACUUACACAUGCUUGGUGUUAUAUACCGUGAUUUGAAACCAGAGAACAUUCUAGUUAGGGAAGAUGGUCACAUCAUGCUUACAGAUUUUGACCUCUCACUCAGAUGUGAGGUGAACCCAACUCUUCUCAAAACAACUUCUCAUGCCGGGAAAGAUCCUGCAAGGAUGUCUGGUCCAUACAACACAUCCAACUGCAUACAACCUCUAUGUAUCGAACCAUCAUGCCGUGUCCCAUGCUUCAGCCCAAGGCUCUUAUCAAAUUCAAAACCAAGAAAACAGAGAAGGCCUGAUCUUUUGACACAACAGUUCAGAUCAUUGCCUCAGCUUGUGGCUGAACCAACCGAAGCAAGAUCAAAUUCUUUUGUAGGAACACACGAGUACUUGGCACCGGAGAUCAUUAAAGGAGAAGGACAUGGUGCUGCAGUAGACUGGUGGACGUUUGGGGUCCUUCUCUAUGAGCUUUUAUACGGGAAGACACCAUUCAAAGGUUAUGACAAUGAGGAGACAUUGUCCAACGUUGUGUUUCAGAACCUCAAGUUUCCUGAUAGCCCGCUUGUGAGCUUCCAGGCAAAGGAUUUGAUCAGAAGGUUGGUGAUGAAGGAUCCAGAGAGCCGUCUCGGGUCAGUGAAAGGAGCUGCAGAGAUCAAGAGACAUCCUUUCUUUGAAGGGUUGAAUUGGGCUCUCAUCCGCUGCGCCAUUCCCCCUGAGCUGCCGGAUGUAUAUGACAAUGGUGCAACGGAAGCAACUUCUCCUCAAGGGAAUGGUAAUGGGUAUCUUGAAUGUAAAGCCAUGGGAGAUCAUCUUGAGUUUGAGCUGUUUUAG
Messenger RNA from Eruca vesicaria subsp. sativa (arugula), 3007 nucleotides. The record is from the annotation of a GenBank genome assembly. NCBI's taxonomy places the organism in Eukaryota, Viridiplantae, Streptophyta, Magnoliopsida, Brassicales, Brassicaceae.